This is a messenger RNA of Anguilla rostrata (American eel), 1561 nucleotides long. RefSeq names its product leucine-rich repeat-containing protein 72. NCBI's taxonomy places the organism in Eukaryota, Metazoa, Chordata, Actinopteri, Anguilliformes, Anguillidae. Bases 58 to 675 code for a protein of 205 amino acids. The record is from RefSeq and is a predicted model, not a curated record. The transcript is spliced from 7 exons. Gene Ontology annotation, molecular function: protein binding.
UGUAAGGGUGCGGUUUCUUAGUAACUGCGAGUUUACUGAAGUCACGAGUCGAAAAGAAUGGAAUUGAAGGAGAUUAGUGAUAUUCUACAAAGGUGCGGCAUUAAAAGAAACAUCGACGUCAGCCAACUUUACUUUGCCAAGAGGGGAAUGAUCUCUAUCCCGGAUUUGUCAAGAUUCCCAAUGCUGAGACGUUUAUGGGUGAACAACAAUAAGAUCAAGAAUAUUUCCUGUCUGGCCAUCAGUUGCUGCUUGACUGAACUUUACCUGCACAACAAUACAAUUACCUCUAUUUCAGGAGCCUUAGGUCACCUGACUUGCCUGAAGAUUCUGUCAUUGCACAACAAUGAGCUGAGGAGGCUAGAGGAGUCAGUAAGAGAGCUGAAGAGAAUGCAGUGCCUCCACAUUGUCAGUUUUUACCUGAACCCACUGACGUUAGAUCCUCAAUAUCGCCACUAUGUGGUCCACCAUUUGCCAUCUGUUAAAAUGCUGGAUAGUAAAGAGGUGAAGCAGGAGGAGAGGAAGGCAGCAUUUCAGCGAUACAGUCCAGACAGACACCGUGUCCUGCAGUCUCUGGCCUUCGGGAGGCGAGCGGAGGCUGCUCUGCUAACCGGAAGCGGCUCCAUCCCAGUGGGAGGAGCCAGAGCAACAGGCGCUGAUGGAAUCUUACCUGAGUAGCACUGAUGAUAAACAACAGGCAAGAACAUCUAUGGUUAUGCAGCAGCCAUAAACAAAACAUACCUCUCUUUGUACUGUACAUACAAGAAUUUGUAACUGACAUUUUUAAGGCUACGUUUUGCAGGAAGGCUGGUGCACAUGAUACUUCAGUAGCAUGUAUACCAUUAUUUUACUUUUUCCUUUAUGACGCCGAUUAAAUUUCCCCGAUUGUGAUCUAAGCAUUUAUCGCUUUUUAAAAAUUAAUCUGUGUUUAUACCAACCAAUACAUUUCAACGAAAAAACAUAACUUGAAUAUAUCCAGGGACCUGCUGUAGUGUCCUUCUAUAAGGUACUUCAGCUGAACCGAUUCAGUAUUCUGUGCCAAUAUCCUGAGGAAUAAACUACGAGGAAGAAAACGAAAGUCAGUAUUUUAAGAGCAGGAACAUGAGGGGUGGGGGGUCUGCUCUGCAAAUAAAUCAAAGCCUGAGGCAGAUACACUCCUAUGAUGACCACAAAAGGCCGCACAUUUUCACAAAUGAGCACUUUUAGCUUGUGCACUGUACUGACAGCUGGAACUGAGUCUUGUCCUUCUGAAGACAGACAAGGUAAUCUUCCUCCCAAAGAAAGAAAUGUGGCAAUACUGCCAACCCAACCCAAAAACAAGGCCACCGUAGAGCAUGGCAUAUGCCACCGACCGUAUGAUGUGAACCAUAAAAAAUCUGCCUGAUUGACAAAGGCCGUUUCUGUUAAAUGAGCGGAAACCAAAUUCAAGAUGGCAGCCGUGGUAGCCAUAUUAAAUAAGCAGUGGCGUCACCGAUCAAAACCAGCCUUCGUGUGGUCAAGUCCAAUUCACCACCAAAAAAUCAGCCGGAUCGACAAAGGCGUUUUCUGUUAAAUGAGCGGAAAC